Vespula vulgaris is the source of this 2568-nucleotide messenger RNA. Its product is annotated as GATA zinc finger domain-containing protein 10-like. Gene Ontology annotation, molecular function: RNA polymerase II transcription regulatory region sequence-specific DNA binding; DNA-binding transcription factor activity, RNA polymerase II-specific; protein dimerization activity. Gene Ontology annotation, biological process: regulation of transcription by RNA polymerase II; developmental process. Lineage: Eukaryota; Metazoa; Arthropoda; Insecta; Hymenoptera; Vespidae. The transcript has 5 exons. The record is from RefSeq and is a predicted model, not a curated record. Bases 488 to 1450 code for a protein of 320 amino acids.
AAAGAGAGAAGAAAAGAAAGAGAGAGAGAGAGAGAGAGAUUGAGAGAGAGGGUAGAAUGAGAAAAAGAGAUGAAAUGAAAAAGAGGGAUAUAUAGAAAGAUAGUAGAAACACUCAAAAGAUGAGGCAAGGGAAAGGAAAUGGAAGCUCUUGCUUGGAGGCGGAGUUCGAAAUACGUCACGAAGAAAUUCUCUCGAAGUCUUCGCCAUCAGACACGUUUUGACCUUCGUAUAGAAACAUUCAUACGUUCGUGGUUGAUCGACGAUCGUAUCUCGUAUCCAUUAAUUCCGGUCUAUAGAUCAGUUUCUUUGUUUAAUACCUGGCUUUUUUUAUUCUUUCGUUAACUUUUUUUCUGUUUUUUUUUUUAUUUUUAUUUUGCUGUGUGUGCGUGCGUGUGCGUGUGUAUAUGUGCGAAGGUGCACGCGUUUCUCUUUGUCCUGUCAUUAGAAACGUUUUUUAUUUUUAACGCAAUUGAUAAAUCUCAGUAACAUGCUGCCUUAUCAUCAUUCUCAUCAUUAUUAUUAUCAUCCUCAUCUUCAAACUCUUCCUCAUUCUCAUUCUCAUUUCUAUCAUCCUCGUCGUCAUCAUCAACAACAUCAUCGUUGUAUGAAUAAUAAAAAUAAUAAUAGUAAGAAUAAUAAUAAUAAAAAUAAUAAUAAUAACAAAGUCAACAACAAUCAUCACAUUCAAUCGAAUUAUCAAAAUCAACCAUCAAAUUGUAUGCUAUACGGAAAUCCAAAUGAAGUAUUUUCAGCAACAAAUCAAAUCUAUUCUUCAAUUUGGAGAACCGAUCAACAUCAAUUUCCUGGAUCUUAUAGGUUCGUAGAUGUAAUUAAUUAUAAGUCUGAUUGUCUACACGAAUAUAAAAUGGAAAAUGUUAAUCAGCAAAAACAACAACAACAACAACAACAACAACAACAAGAGCAACAGCAGCAACAAGAAAAACGAUAUAAUUAUAAAGAGAUUAAUCAUGAUCUAGCAUCGAUGAAAGAUUUUGUCGGCGAAAAUGUAAAAAAGAAAAACAAAAAGACAAGUAAUGUCGAGAAUUCGACGAAUGUCAAUACUUCCUCGACGAAGAAAGUUCGUAAAAUGAAUAUCUACGAAAAAAUGCAAAAUCAAAGAGUAAUAGCGAAUGUUAGAGAACGAAAGAGAACUCAAACUAUGAACAAAGGAUUUGCCGCUCUUAGAAAAGUCAUUCCUACAUUACCAAGCGACAAGCUCACCAGAAUUCAAAUCAUAAAACUUGCUACGCGAUAUAUAGAUUUUUUAUAUCAAGUUCUGCGUCGUAAUAUGAGAUAUAACGAGGAGGAAGAUGAAGAGAAUAAUCCAAAAAACGCAAUAAUAACAGCAAGAGAUAGAACAUCGUCCUCGUAUAGUUACACGACAUAUGAAAAAUUGGCUUACGAGUUUAGCGUUUGGCGUAUGGAAAAUGAUUUAAACAUAAAUACAUGAAUAAAAGUUGAAUGCAGAAGAACGUACGAAAAUAAUAAUGAAUUUGUUAUUAUGGUCAGUGUAUAUAUAUUAUAUAAAUAUUGUAUAAACAGGAUGAUUUAAACAUUGAAACUGGCCACAAGAUAUAUCGAUUUAUUAUUUCAAGCGUUGCAUUGUAAUAUAGAAAGUCCCUAGGAGAAAAAUAAUUUAAAAACAUUUGUCCAUACGUAAACGAUACGUGAAAUUAAAUUAACUUCGAUACUGGAUUCGAAAAAAUAAAGGAUCGAGGAGAGAAUAAUAAUAAGAAUCGAAAAUGGAUAAUACAAAAUCAAAAUGCUGGAUCUCACUUACCGAUUGAUGGAUAUAAUUGAAUAUAAUAUAUAAUAAAUAAUCGAUAAGCUGCAGGAAUACAAAAUGGAGAGUAUUAAUCAGCGCAACAAUAGUAAGAGCAACAGCAACAAAAACGACAACAACAAUUACAUAAUUGUAAACAGAUUGAUCAAAAUCCAGUAUCGUCGAUCAAAAAUUCUACUAGUCUAUAUCUACUAGUCUAUAUUAGAGAAUUCUGUAUUGGCAACUGUAAUGCAGAUAAUUGCAUAUCUGCAACUUGCAGAAAAAGUUUUUCGAGAGAUGAAUAUUAUACAUUGAUAAUUUUUAUACCAACUGUUGAUUCGGUAUUUCGUGUCUGAAACAAAAGAUUCAUAUAGUUGGAGCAAUUAAAAGUAAUACAAAAUUUAUUAAUAAUCAUAAUAUUUUUGAAGCUGAGUUAAAAAAGAAGAGAUGACAUCGAAAGAGAAUAAUAAUGAUAUCGUCUUAUUGGAAAAAAAAGGAUUCUUAAAAUUUAAGAUUUCUAUCUACGAAGCAUGCUUCAAUCAUGGUACCAAAUACAAUAAAUUAGACCUAAUAUUGAUGGUUCAUAUUUAAAAUAAAUAACAUUAUAUACAAUAUAAAAAGGUAUAGAAUAGAUCGUUUGGAUCGAUUACUCGGAUCAAUUAGUAUCGUAUGCGACGAUAAUUGGAAAAAGAGAUGAAAUGGUAUAAAAAAUUUGGUAUACUAUUUCUUCUCAGAAUUAGUAUGAUAAAAAUAAAACAAUUCAAGGAAUUAUGUAGCUUAGGAGUUAUAACAGAUUCUUACAAGUA